Triticum aestivum (bread wheat) is the source of this 1068-nucleotide messenger RNA. RefSeq lists its product as uncharacterized. Lineage: Eukaryota; Viridiplantae; Streptophyta; Magnoliopsida; Poales; Poaceae. The coding region runs from base 388 to 771 and encodes 127 amino acids. The transcript is spliced from 3 exons. The record is from RefSeq and is a predicted model, not a curated record.
CGGUGCAGGCCUGAUUGCGCCGGCGGUGGCCUGUGGGCGCACGGGAGCUCGCUUGUAGCUGCAUGGUGUCGAUUUGGGUCGAAUCUUGAUUUGUGUCUUUGUGGCUCGAUCUGUUUCAGGCACGGCCAUGGAUCUGGAAGGGAAGAUCUGCAAGCUGGCUGCACGUGCAGCGGCCACCUCGCCGGCGCUGGUGAGGAAGGCUGUGGGGGGGCACUGGAGCGCAGCAGCGCCGCCCGCGCGGCCGCCGACGUCCUGAUCUAUCAGUUCCUGUCCGCUGUCUUCAUCUUCUUCGCGACCGGCUUCUUGAACCUCGUCGCGGUCGAGGCCUGCGGCGGGAAGAACUGCACCGUCGUCUCCAUCCUGUUCGCGCUCUCGUAAACUUCCGGCAUGAUCGCCCUGCUUCUCUUAGCGCCGGCGUGCGUGCUCUUCUUCCUGCGCGCCGCGUGCAGCAGCAGCGACAGCGAGGUCAAGGAAGAGAAUGAGGUCGAGGAUCGCUCUGAGAUCUUCCCGUGGCCCCUGAUCUGGCCGGUGCAAGGGUUCAUCACCGUGGCGACGUUGGCGGCACCCAUCGCCUUCGUUCUUCAGAUGUGUGGAUUUCGAGAGGCUUCUUACUUAAUCUGCGUCGCGGCUGUGUUGUGCUCGGUCCUACUCCUCGCCCUCUUCUACAUCGCUGCUGCCGUGGCGAUCUGGAGGAUGAGUCCUCAACAGCGCAGCAUCGCUGGCAUGCUCAGGAUGAGUCUCAGGCUAGCGACUAACAAGGUGGCGGAGUAGCCCAGCUUCACCUACGUACUCAGGUGCACAGGAAGAAUUUCGAGGUGGCCGCAGAAGAUGAUGGAGAUCGAGUACUACUAUACUACUACCAGUGCAGGAGUGCUUCUGUUUCCUAGCUACUACUACGGUACUACCUAUAUAUGUUGCUCUUGUGAACAAUUAAGAGAUGGACAUGUCGAUCGUGUGAUGCGUAGUUAUGUAGUAUCUAGUAGUAUAUAACUUAGUCUCAGUAAGCUUGAUUCGAUGCGAGGUCAGAGCUGUCACUAUGGCUGUUUGGUUAAUAAUAUGAAGUCUGAA